ACAGCUUCGAUGUCAACGAAUCUGGUCGAUCGAUCGUGGCGGGCAUUUUCGCUGGAUUUGAAAAAUAGUUGGAAUUACCCUUCUUUAAGAAAUUGCUUGUUCAAUCGACCACAGAAAGCUUGAUCAUAGACACCCACUGUGCUUGAUAUGCCUUCUCUGUGGUGAGUUGCAUCGUUCUUUGUUCAAACAUCUGUCCCGCGCUCAAGAGCUUGUCUUCGAACGGGACGUGGAAACAAGAACGUUUACACUCUUCAAACUUCUUUGAAUAACACUUGGCCGUUGAACAGCGGAACAAACGAUUCCGUACAAGUUGUGCGACGAAACAGUUUGAUGUUUCUGUUGGAAGAAAAACAUGGAUGCAGAUACCAGUGGACAUUCUGAUAAUUCAAUAUGCAGUGAUGAUACUGAAUAUCUCUUAGGACAGAAUGUCUCCAUCAGGGAAAUUGAUGAUGACGACGAUAUUCAAACCCAUGAAAGAACAAGAGCUCCUUCAUCCAUUGGUAGAUCAUACCACUCAUCGCCUCAACAUUCACCUCAAAAAUUACAACAAAUAAAUUCAGCUAAUUUAAGAUCUCCACAAAGAAAGGUUGUGAAUGUUAAACCAGGAAAAGGCCCAGGUGGGUCACAAAGAUCACCGGGUCACAGCACCGCAAGGCAAGUGGAGAAGAUGCAUUCAAGUAAAGUUACAGCAAAGGGGGAUGGGAAGUCACAAACACAACAGAAUUAUGCUACUGGAGAUCUUUUGAGAGGACAAAGCCAAAAAGUCCAGAGUAAUUAUGGAACAGACACCGUAAGGUACAAUCAAGAUGUUGAAAGAAUGCCAAAAAGUAAAAAACAAGUUUCAGAGAGCUUCCUGUAUGCUAAGCACCCAGAUGGUCCAAGUAAAUUUCAGUCACCAGAGGGUAAUAAGUCGAUUCAUACAUAUCAAAAAACCAUUGGAAGUCCUAAAAUGAAGCAUGAAUUACCUUAUGAUACAUCUCAGUUGACUCCUCCUACGAGGGACAAGGUGAAUUCUAAAAGGAAACAUGUUGAACCUGGCAGGUCACCAGUGCGGGAAAGUGUCCUGCCGGUUAAUCAAAAUAAUUGGGAGAUUGACUCCGAGAUAUCUGUGGACAUGGUAAAUGGUGGCCAUAAUUCUGUAGAAAUUGAAUCAAAUGACUUGGAAAGUGAAAUGUCUGAGGCAACAGAAGACCUGAUCAGAAGAGAGGUUGAUCAUGAGGAGGAUGAGGAUUUCACUGCAAAACUCAAGGAGCUUAAUCUGGCUGUUAAUUUUGAUGCUGGCACAAAUGAGUAUUUUGAUGACAAAGUAAGAGAAGGAGCAGAACUUUUGUCUAAGCUGUUUGGAGGCCAAAUGGAUAAUUACUACAGCUCCUCUAGAAUGACACGAAAACCGCUGUGGAAGCUUCAAGUUAGCAGUCGAUCCAAGAGUUCUGCCUCAGGGUCAGGAAGUGUUCAGGAAGUUUCUAGAUCUGAUGGCCAGAUUGAAGAAAGAGGAACUCUAAGUCACACUAGUAGUGUAACACAACAGUCCCUCCAAAAGUCUGGGUCACCUCAAGUACGAUUACGGACAGACGAGCAAAACAGUGGAACCCUCACAGAUCGAAGUAGCUCUUUUGAGUCCAGUGUAUCAACAUCAGCAAGACGGCACGGCUCAGCAACUCGCAAAGAAGUACGGUUUAGAGAAGAUGUAACAGGCUCAAGAGAAACACAGCAGAGAGACCGUCACCAGGCAAUAGACGGUGAGUUUAUCAAGGAGACUUCUGCUUUUAGAGCAGCUAUGAACUAUGACGGUGAUGAUGACGAUGAUGAUGAUGCUAGUGACAAUACUGAGGAACAAAGGGAAUAUUAUCACAAUGAACUUGAUGGGAUGUCUUAUUUACAAACUCGAAGUGUAUCACCUGCACAUAAUAUGGAUGAGUUAGGCAGAACAGCUGUGCAUAGCUAUGAACAGAAUGUUAAAACACAGUCUUCAUCAAAGCAGAAAGUGACAGCUCUCCAUCCUGAUGAAAGUUAUUCAUUGCCACACAAAGACAGGAAUGAUCAGCGGUUUCAAGUUGAAAAGUUUUCUGAUAGUGGGAAUUCCAGAAGGUUUGAUUAUCAGGAUAGUGGAGCAGUGUCUGCAGGAUUUAUGACGUCAACUCCUCAAACAAAAUCCCAGGCUGUGUUUUCACCACCCAAGUCUCAUCAGGCAGACAAGUUAGAAGCACAAAGAGAAACUCAUAGAAUGAUGCUCAAGUUGCAGGAGAAUGAAAGGAAACUACAUAGAAGCUUGCAAGAAGUUAAAAACGUGGAGUUUGAACUCGAAGAGGCCGCAUCAAGGAAAAAGAUUGCUUUGCAGGAGAUUCAAGCUCUGGAAGAGACAAUCAAACGCAAUGCAGCUGAAGUGAAAUCAUCUGAAAAUUUGGUGGAGCAAUACAGACAACAAGCAACGAAAACUAGAUCUCAGCUUAUGGACCUUGAGCUGCAAAGAGACAAUAUCCAACAUGAAAUCAAAGAAAUCCGAAACUGCCUCAGCAGACAAAAACAGGAGGCUAAGCAAGUGGUUGAAGUCGAAAAGAAGAACGAGUUGAAAGUCCUAGAGCUGAGCAUAGAGAAAGAUCAACUUCAUAGCGAGGUGGAAUCGUUGCGAUCUCAGCUUAAACAGGCUGAAGGGAACUUUGCUAAUGAAAAACAAAAUCACCUGGAAAAGAUUCGAGCUCUCCAGGAGCAAUUGCAUGAAGAACAACGGGGGUCGAAGGAAAGCGUGGAAAAACUCAAGCAGCAACUUGAAGAUGAACGUCAAAAGGCGCGAGAUUCUCACUACGAGAGAAUCAACGCCAUCCACAAACUGCAAGAUGAAUCCAAAGAAAUGCACGACAAGGAGAUAGAAGUGCUGAAAAACAGAUUCAUAAGGGAGAAAGAAAUGGAGUUGGACUCUUUACGUGAAAAUACUCGAAGAGAUGCAGAAGGAAUCAAUAAAAAGUUACAGGAAAGGGAUCACGCGAUUUCUCAGUUACAGAGCAACUUGAAAGACUACGAGGAAGAGAUAACAAAACUCAAGAGUCAACUGUUCCAAGAACAGCAGAAGUUGUUUGAUUGUGAGAGUGAGUGGAAAGAGAACAUGGCGAAACAACACACGCACGCCAAGUCCUUGAGAAUUGAGGUUGAGUCUUUGAACGAGAAGCAGGCUGCUCUUCACGAGAAGCAAAGACGAACUGAGGAGCUCCUCGAGGAGAAAAUGUUGGAAUUGAGAAGACAAGAGGAGAAAUCUUCCUCCCACACAGACGAGCUCAGUCAAGUGAUAAAGAAUAAAGAUGAUGAGAUUGCCAUGCUAAGAGGUCUGGUUCGACAGCAAGAAGACGCUACGAGAUUAUUAGGAGAGAAAAUGAGAAACGAAGCACAGGAACAUAUUCGAAAUGCACUUGAGAAAGAGCGCGAGACCACUGACCGAGAACGCGUGCGGCACCAGGCUAAACUCGAGGAAAUACGGGAUAAAUACGAGUCAGCAUUGAAACAAGUGCGAGAAGAACUUGAGGCUGAAAGACAAGGACACACUCAUCUCAAUACCUCUGUCAACAAAAUUAAAAAGGAAAUCGAAAGAUUACGAGAAUUGAACUUGCAAGCUGAACAGGAAAAGGUCAAUGCCGUGGCGCAAGUCAGAAAUGAAGCUAAAGAAGAGAUUGUAAAGAUGAAAGACAAGAUACAGGAGUUAAGUGCGUUAGCAGAGGCAUCCGAGAAGGAGACUGCCAUGGAAAUCACGGAGGAGUGUCGAAAAACCGCAGCACUGCUUGGAGAUUCCGCUAACACCACCCCUGUCAGAAAUUUAUCAGGUAGUUAUCUUGGCGAAAGUCCUCGGUCGACAACGAACAGUCCUGCCCGGGAUGCACUGCUAAAUCUUCGCUCCCACAAUGAAGAGCUAAGACACCAUUUAAUUGAAGCCCGCAAGGAGCUUGAACAGAACAACAGAGAACUAUCUCUCAAGAAACAGCAGCAAGGUAGUGGAGAACUCACUCCUCAGCAAGUGAACUUGUUCAAGAAGGCGCUCGCUGCAAAGGACGACGAAGUGGCUAGAAUGAAAAGGCAAUACCAAGAAGAAAGUGAACGAAACGCUUUACAGAUGAAGUCUGAGAGAACAGCCUAUCAGAAGACUAUAGACCGUCUGGAAAAAGAACUCAAGCAGGCAAAGGCUGCUACCCCUGCCGGUAGCCCCAUGGUGAAUGGCACAUCCUCUCCUCCGGAGAGCGGAGUUGGCACCAGUCUCAGCUCGACAACGCCCAGCCCGAGACCUGGUGAAGACACCAGCACUGCCCGACUGUUACGUCACUUGCAGGGAAGGGUCCAACAACUGCGGGCUCAAAAUGACAGUCUGCGGAAGUCGACUGAGAACGACUCACUGAAUGAUAGCCACUGUAGUGUGAUGUCCACUGAAUCGAUGAACGGCGGCGAUGAAGAAAACAGAAGGCUUCAUACUGCACUUAAGUUGACAGAGGAUAAGGCGCAAAGAAACGCUGCCAUGUUGAGUCAAAAAAUGAUGGAAAUGACCAAGUUGCAGAAAAUGCUGACACACGCUACCAAGGUAACAGAACAGCCCUCCUUUCCAUCUGUCACGUGACUCACGCUUUGCCGUUAAAAAGGCUUGGCUACUUUAUAUUAGGUUCACCAACACAUCAUAAAAGUCGUGUUGCACGAUACGUUAGAGGCCAACGUGUUUUACGCCAACAAGAUUUGGACAAGAUUGGUACAGGGUUUGAAUUGACUCCAAACCCUUGCCGUAACUGUGUUUAUGUACAGUAAGCCACGUGCAUAAUGGAGGCGCGGUGGCCUCAUGGUUGGUGCGCUCGUCCCCGGAUCGAGCACUCCGGGUUCGAGCC
Molecule: messenger RNA, 4850 nt
Organism: Orbicella faveolata
Lineage: Eukaryota; Metazoa; Cnidaria; Anthozoa; Scleractinia; Merulinidae
Source: RefSeq, a predicted model, not a curated record